Molecule: messenger RNA, 228 nt
Organism: Penicillium diatomitis
Lineage: Eukaryota; Fungi; Ascomycota; Eurotiomycetes; Eurotiales; Aspergillaceae
Product: DNA-directed RNA polymerase core subunit RPB10
Exons: 4
Coding region: 1-228 (75 amino acids)
Biological process (GO): tRNA transcription by RNA polymerase III; transcription by RNA polymerase II; transcription by RNA polymerase I
Cellular component (GO): RNA polymerase I complex; RNA polymerase III complex; RNA polymerase II, core complex
Molecular function (GO): zinc ion binding; DNA binding; DNA-directed RNA polymerase activity
Source: RefSeq, a predicted model, not a curated record
AUGAUUAUUCCAGUGCGCUGCUUCUCUUGUGGCAAGGUUGUUGGGGACCUCUGGGAACGAUACUUGCAAUUACUCGACCAGGGUGUCGGCGAUGGUGACGCCAUGGAUCAGCUGGGCUGCCGUCGCUACUGCUGCCGUCGAAUGGUCAUGACCCACGUCGACCUGAUUGAGAAGCUUCUUCGGUACAAUACGGCCGAGCGAGAGCGCGCAAAUGCUCUGGAGCAAUAA